Molecule: messenger RNA, 974 nt
Organism: Leptinotarsa decemlineata (Colorado potato beetle)
Lineage: Eukaryota; Metazoa; Arthropoda; Insecta; Coleoptera; Chrysomelidae
Gene: Hip1
Product: Huntingtin interacting protein 1
Biological process (GO): endocytosis; clathrin coat assembly; actin filament organization
Cellular component (GO): cortical actin cytoskeleton; clathrin-coated vesicle
Molecular function (GO): clathrin light chain binding; phosphatidylinositol-3,4-bisphosphate binding; phosphatidylinositol-3,5-bisphosphate binding
Source: RefSeq, a predicted model, not a curated record
UUGUAGCUAUGUCUGAACGAUUCUUUUCGCAUUUCAGUCAUGAAGUGAAUGCUCUAAUGGCCAAGAAUGAGGAAGACGUUUCAAAAUUACACAAUAAAAUUAUGCAUCUAGAAACUGAUCUUGCAACUAAAGAUGGUGAACUUCUACAGGAACGCCAAAUAAAAGAGGACUUGCUGAAUCAAUCUUUUGCUGUUGCCCAGUCUCAGGAUUCUGAACAGAAAGUCAAGAAUGAAAAAUUCGACAAGUUGAAAGAUCUUUAUGUAAAACUUCGCGAUGAACACAUUCAAAAAAUUAGAGAGAAAGCUGAUGUGGAGAAGAAGUUGUUUGGAGCCAUGAAAAGUUUAGAACGUCUGAAUGAUUUAGAAAAGGAUAAAGAAAGAUUGGAAGAAGAAGAAAAACGAAGAAGCGAAGAGCUCUCUACCUUACAAAAAGACAAAGAACUGUUCAACAUGGAAACUGAAAUUCUCAAAAAAAGUGUUAAUGAUGCUUCUAGGGAAAGAGACAUUGUUAAAACUAAACUGGCAAUGAUAAGUGAAGAAAAAGAAGAAAUGAGAAAGAGGUCAGAAGAACUAUACCAUAAAGUAUUGGAUUUAGAAAAACAAUGUUCGUGUGAACGAACAGAAGCUGAAAAGAUAUUGCGUGAAGUUGUUAGAAAAUCAAUCGAAUCAUCUGAAGAGAUAAUGAAAAAUGCUAUACAUGAAGUUGACAACCCAGCUCUGACCGCUCUCACAUGCAGUCCAGAUUAUUUGAGAAGUUUGACUGCAGCUUGUCAGGAGUUGAUGGAAGCUACUUUGAAUAUUGGUGAUACAGACUAUGCAUCUUCUAUAAGUAUUGCAAAUCAGUUAUCUCACAAACUUGCAACCUAUAUUCUUCAAGGACGAGCUACCUGUAAUACAAGUCCUGAUAUUAUGUUUGGAGAAAGUAAGUAUCUUUCUUCUAUUUUUUAUAAUGUUCUUAUAUGUUCCCCCCAGUAA